UACAUCUGAGCUCACCUCCUGGACACAGACAAAAAAAAAAAACAACACAAACAAAAAAACCUUUUGCAACAUUUAUGCAUACUCUUUAUUUUUUCCCUCACACACACACAAAAAAAAAAACUAGCUGCACAGGAAGCAAAACUUAGCCUCAGAUUCUGAAAACACCCUCCUUGAGUCUCUCUCUCUUUGUUCCUGGCAUCACUCAACUGCGUGUUGUUUGCGUCUUGCCGCCUGGGCUAUGUGUGAAUCUGGAAAGCAGUGUUUUGAAGGUGAAAGCUGUGUGGCACGCGUGGAUCAGCUGAAGAGACACAUUUGGGCGCUGAUGAUCUGGGUCUCUAUCCUUUCUUUGGGCCUGGGAGCCUCCAUCGUUCUCCACGUCAUCCUCAGCCAGCGAUCCAUCACAGAGAUCCAAUCUAAACACACCGAUGGCAAGUCCAGCACACACUCUCAACUCACUACAUACAACCUCGUCAAGAAUACAAAAGAUGAAGGACAAAUGUUGUGGCAAAAAAAAAACGAAGCCCAACAAAAUACUACGAUAAAAAUAGAGGAUGACGGGAAUUAUUUCCUCUUCCUCAAAGUAACCCUGCAGAACCGGAAGCCAGGUGUGAAUUACACGAUCACGGUUAAAAAAAUGCCAGAGGGUAGUAAGUCCACUGAAAUCCUUGUGGGACAUAUCAACGAAACGGAAAACUCGACUGGAUUUAUGGGUAUAGGAGUGCUUCUGUCUGAAAACACGCUGAUAAACGUUACCUGCAACCCUCUGCCACAACUCGACGUUCUUAACACUUACAUAGGCUUCAUCAAAUUCUGAUUCGUCGUACUUCCAGGGAGUCAUCUUACGCUUUCCUUCUCCACAGCAAAGAAUUUGUUAAACGUUUUUUUUUUUUUUUUCGAUUACGGAGACAACAAUGGAGACUAUUUUUGUCUUAAAUGACUAAAAGCUUCUUACAAUUCACUGGAUUCAACAUGGUUUGAAUGCAAAACAUCCGUAUGACUUCCUAAUAUUUAACAAAUGCACAACAUUCCCUCAGAGCUCCUCAUACAGUAUAAGGCCCAAGUUUACCAUCACGAUUUGCUUUUUCUUUUCUUUUUUCCUCUCAUCUCAUUCAUUUCAUUAAGCCCUAUUUGGACAGCCCUAGUUUUAACGUGGAUCUCAGAUAAAUCUAUCGUUUAGAGGUGCCACGGUCGAUUGUGCACGGUCUUAGAACCGUUUCCUCGUCCCGACAGAUUCCUACGAUUUUUACAAGCGGGUUUUGACUGCAGCUACGUGCUGUAGAUUUCUUUGUGUUUACAGAACAUUUUUGGAAACCAAAAAAACAAUGGAUCGGGUCUCUCAUUCGCAUUCACUUACAAUUCAGCACUACCCACUUUCGUUAGAAUACAUUUUUGUCUUUGUUAAAUGUCCCCUGGUGGUCCGGCCGCGGUCUCCCUCGCUCUCACGACUCAUGUUUGGUGUUAUCGUGUAAAUAGCCCUUGUGUUAUUGUACACACUUUAUAUGCACCGAUUUGUACUGCUAGCAACAAACAGCGCUGUUCCAUAUUAUUUUAUACAUUAAAGUGAUAGCAAAGCUAAUGUUUUUUAGGUUCACUAAAACCAUGAAAUCUAAU
This is a messenger RNA of Tachysurus vachellii, 1611 nucleotides long. RefSeq names its product TNF superfamily member 18 (gene tnfsf18). The coding region runs from base 239 to 814 and encodes 191 amino acids. The transcript is spliced from 3 exons. Gene Ontology annotation, molecular function: protein binding. The record is from RefSeq and is a predicted model, not a curated record. NCBI's taxonomy places the organism in Eukaryota, Metazoa, Chordata, Actinopteri, Siluriformes, Bagridae.